Nannospalax galili (Upper Galilee mountains blind mole rat) is the source of this 3319-nucleotide messenger RNA. RefSeq names its product vacuolar protein sorting 36 homolog (gene Vps36). The transcript is spliced from 11 exons. The record is from RefSeq and is a predicted model, not a curated record. Gene Ontology annotation, biological process: protein transport to vacuole involved in ubiquitin-dependent protein catabolic process via the multivesicular body sorting pathway. Gene Ontology annotation, cellular component: ESCRT II complex; late endosome membrane. Gene Ontology annotation, molecular function: ubiquitin binding; phosphatidylinositol-3-phosphate binding. Lineage: Eukaryota; Metazoa; Chordata; Mammalia; Rodentia; Spalacidae.
CCCCGGGAGCGCCGGCUUGGCCGAGCAUCCGAGGCAGGUCUGGUGGUAGCCAUGGACCGCUUCGUGUGGACCAGCGGUCUCCUGGAGAUCAAUGAGACGCUGGUAAUCCAGCAGCGCGGGGUGCGCGUCUACGAUGGCGAGGAGAAGAUAAAAUUUGAUGCCGGGACUCUUCUCCUUAGUACACACCGACUGAUUUGGAGAGAUCAGAAAAAUCAUGAGUGCUGCAUGGCCAUUCCUCUGUCCCAGAUUGUGUUUAUUGAGGAACAGGCGGCUGGAAUUGGGAAGAGUGCCAAAAUAGUGGUUCACCUGCACCCAGCUCCUUCUAAUAAGGAACCUGGUCCCUUCCAGAGCAGUAAGAAUUCCUAUAUCAAACUCUCCUUCAAAGAACAUGGCCAGAUUGAGUUUUACAGGCGUUUAUCUGAGGAAAUGACACAGAGAAGAUGGGAGAAUAUGCCAGUUUCCCAGUCAUUGCAAACAAGUAAAGGACCCCAGCCAGGAAGAGUAAGAGCUGUAGGAAUCGUAGGUAUUGAAAGGAAACUUGAAGAAAAAAGAAAGGAAACCGACAAAAACAUUUCUGAGGCCUUUGAAGACCUUAGCAAGCUCAUGAUCAAGGCUAAGGAAAUGGUGGAGCUAUCAAAAUCAAUUGCUAAUAAAAUUAAAGAGAAGCAAGGAGACAUCACAGAAGAUGAGACCAUCAGGUUUAAGUCCUACUUGCUGAGCAUGGGAAUAGCCAACCCAGUUACCAGGGAAACAUAUGGCUCAGGCACACAGUACCACAUGCAGCUAGCCAAACAAUUGGCUGGAAUAUUGCAGGCACCUUUAGAGGAACGAGGGGGAAUAAUGUCCCUCACAGAGGUGUACUGUUUAGUAAACCGAGCUCGAGGAAUGGAAUUAAACUGAGCUCAAGAAAUGGAACUGCUCUCACCAGAUUUAGUGCAUGCCUGCAAGAUGCUGGAAGAGCUGAAAUUGCCUCGCAGGCUCUCAGUUUUUGACAGUGGUGUCAUGAUAAUUGAGCUUCAAUACCAUAAAGAAGAAGAAAUGUUGGCCUCGGUCCUAGAGAUGAUUUUAGAAAAGGGAUCCUUAACAUCAGAAGAAUUUGCUAAACUUGUGGGAAUGUCUGUCCUACUGGCCAAAGAAGGGGUGCUUCUUGCAGAGAAGAUGGGCCAUCUUUGCCGAGAUGACUCAGUGGAAGGCUUACGGUUUUAUCCAAAUUUAUUUAUGACACAGAGCUAAGAAUUUUGUAUUUGAAAUACUUUUUGUCCAUAUACUUGCACUGUGUCAAGGUUAUAUGACACUGAGCUAAGAGAUAAACCCUGAAUAAACUGAGAAUUCAUUAGAAUGUCACAAUAUAAUAUAAAACUCUUAAUCAUUUCCUAAAAUUAAGGUUUCAGAAAGUUAUUUAGGGCAUAUAUAGGAAAAUACAGAAAAAUGAGUGCAAAUAUACAUUUAAAGUCAUGCCACAGUUGUGCAGAACUCUUAGAAUUUAACUUGAAACCUGGUGGAUUUUCAUCUGAUCCCUGAAUUUAGGUCCUUGGGGGAAGAAAAAGUGAAGUUGCAUGUUUGGAUAGAAUAGAUAAUCAUUUUGCUGUAACUAAAAUUCACUGAAUUGUAAAUGUUUUUCUCUGUGUCUGAUAUGCCCAUCUUGGAGGUUUCAUGAACAAAGUCAUACCUGCAGCAUAGUUUAAGACGCUGAAGCCCUGGCACCAAAUAGCAAACUGCAGAAUGCCAGGUGAGGCUCUUCCUGCAGGUUUCUAAAGCAGCCGGAGGAACACCUCCACCAGAUCCAGUAAAACGCCUUCAAAACAGGAGAGGCUGGGGCUAUAGCUCUGGGUAGAGCGCUUGCCUAGCAUGUGGGAGGCCAUGAGUUCCAUACCUAGUGCCCAAAUAAAGGGAAAAAGAGAGAGUAAGAAAAUGUUAUUUGACAUAAGUCAAUAUACUCCAACUAGAUUCUUUUUAUUUUUUUAAUGUAAUAAUUUCAUGACUGGCAUUUUUAAAGAAUGCAGUUAUCGUUUUGUUUAAAAGAUGUUGUGGACUUCAAAACUGAAUCAAACAGCUAUAGAAGCAUGCCCACAGUAGAGUCUAAGAAGUAGGUGGUUCUGAAAUUCCCUAGAAUUGUUUGUGCAGAUGAAAGAGCAGAAGGAACCUCUCAGAAACUCCAUGACUCUGAGUGCCCUUUGACUUGGAAGCCAAGGAUGUGAAAUAGGAAGUAGGAAAUUAACAGACCUCCUUUACCUUCUCAAGGAGUUUCAACACUGAACUUAAAAAUUUUUUUUCUAUCAUAUCCAGCCAUAUGUUUUUCUUCUAUGCCCUACAUGUUGUAAGUUGUGUGAAGAAACACAUGGAGAACUCAAGAAAGCAUCUCAGCAAAAAGUAUUACUGAUAACAGAAACUGGCCUGUAGAUUGCUGGAGUUUUAAAGUCAGUUGCCUGACUUCAUUUUACUGCUCUACCACAUAUACCAUGUUAACAUUACCUCAAACUCAGGGAGCCCACCAGACCGGAGGAGACUACCUUUCUGAGAUGGAGUUCGAAGUGGAAGGGUAGUGAUGGUGUCACAUGAGGACAAGGGGAGGGAUGCCCAGGUGCACUUUCUAGGACCUUGAGGACAUUCUCACCGGACGAGGUGGAGGUCACUGCAGAUGCCCUUUGUGGAAGUGCCAUUGUUCUCAGCUACAGACCCAGGGAACCUCACCCCUAUCCCUUCCUGCAAAGUGGCUGCUGCUGCUGCUGUCCUCCGUUGUCCCCAUUACUGUGGCAGAGGCAGCCUGCUUUAGUGUUCUUUUUCAUACCUGUCACUGACUCUUAAUUGUGACGACAUAUCCCCUAAUUACCUCAUUGUUCAGCCUCAGGUUUAUUUUGGGGGUAAUUCAGUGUCUGGCCACCCAACUUGUUUAGGGGAUGGUUGGGCCAUUGUGUGAGUUUGUUUGUCUCACCUCUCUCUGGGUUAUACUUAGUCUGUUUUGUGACUGGCACACGCAUGUACACACAUACACACCCACACACCCCUCAUCUGACUUAGGUAGUUAAAAUCAACAGAUUAAUGAUAAUCUGUUCCACCACCUGGAUUGAUUGUUAAGUAAAGUUGUAGGAGCUGCUGGAUCUAGCCCUGAUGGUUUGGAUUCAUUACAAUAAAUGUACAUAUUUCAACACAUUUGUUGACUUCAGUAUGACAACAGAUUAACAAAAAUGGAGCAAUCAGGGGUUGGGGAUUUAGCUCAGUGGUAGAGCGCUUGCCUAACAAGCGCAAGGCCCUGGGUUCGGUCCUCAGCUCUGAAAAAAAAAAAAAAUGGAGCAAUCUGAUUUGUAUAAAGUGAAUUGAA